Messenger RNA from Girardinichthys multiradiatus, 2786 nucleotides. RefSeq lists its product as uncharacterized. Bases 840 to 2786 code for a protein of 648 amino acids. The record is from RefSeq and is a predicted model, not a curated record. Lineage: Eukaryota; Metazoa; Chordata; Actinopteri; Cyprinodontiformes; Goodeidae. The transcript has 2 exons.
UUUGUGUCCAGCCCUAAUUGCAUUCAGAAGUUACUUAAGUAGUAAAUAGAAUCCAUCUUUGCGUAACCUAAUCUUAGUCUAAAUUCAGCUGUUCUGUGAAGGCCUCAGAGGUUUGUUAGAGGACAUCAUGGAGCAGAGCAGACAGGUCAGGGAGAAGGUUGUGGAGAGGUUUAAAGCAGGGUUAGGUUCUACAACAAUAACCCCAGCCUAGAACAUUUGACAGAACUCUGUUUAAUCCGUCAUCUGAACUUGGAAAGAGGAUGUGGCAACUGUAGACCUACCAAGACGUGGAUGUCCACCUAAACUGACAUUCCAGGCAAAGAGAGGGUUAAGAAGGGAAGCAGCCAAGAUGGUUAUGAAAAUUCUGAAGGGCAGUUCAGAAAUGCACAGCUCAGGACCUCCACUCAGCCACUUCUGCUUUAGAAACAAACUCUUCAGCCUUGAGGCGAUCACCGGUAAAUGGGACGGUUGCAUCCGACUUCACGUCUGCCAGGAUAGAGAAGUCACAAAACGACCUAUUGAGCCAAAGCCUUAACCAGUCGUCUGUAUCCACGAAGGAAUCUAGUCAAUCAUCCUCAAGAACAGUUCCUGACAGCCAGGAUCUAGACAGCAAUACACAAAAUGACACCCAUCCAUCCCUUCAGUCAUUAACAGAGAAUAGACAAUCUAACCAUUCCCAAACCACCACAGUACCAACCACGCGAUCAGUUACAACCAUACAAUUACAGCUCAACACAACCUCACCUAAUCUAUUACCAACUAAGACUGCACAACUGGAUGAAUCACAAACAGACCUAUCAGCAAUCCAACCCACAACAACUAGUCAAUCAAUAAAAAAGAUGGAGCAGACCCGCAAAUCAUCACGUAGCACUAAACCGCCCAGUCAAUCUUUAACUGAGACUGCACCAUCAAACCAAUUACAAACCAAAUCUGGUCAGUCAACUACUUUAAUUGCACAGUACAGCCAGUCAGAAGUUAGCCCAGUACCACUCACUCAACAAAAGAGGGCAACAGCAUCAACCAGCCAAACAACUAAACCAGUCCAAUCCCAAACCAACCUAGCAUCAGCCAGUCAGUCACCAACAACCAGCCAGUCUCAAGACAUCAUGGGACAAGCAAGUCAAUCAGGACGCACCACAGAGAAGAUCAGUCACUCACCAAGCAACACAAUUUCAGCUGAUUCAUCAUCAACAACAGCUUCACCAUUCAGCUAUUCAGAUGUCAGCCCAGUACCACCAUUUGAACAACGGUCCACAACAGCAUUAAUCAGCCAAACGACUGAGACAACUCAGGCAGAGGAAAACCAAACCGAUCUAGUUUCAAGUAUCCAGUCACAAACAACCACCCAGUCAAUAAUAAGUAUGGAACUAACUAGUCAAUCAGCAGGCACCACAACAGAAAUUAAGUCAACUAGCAGCACAACUUUGUCUGGUAAAGCACCAACUGAGACUGUAAAAACCAGCCAAUCAGAGGUCAAACAACUGACAACCACAACAUCUACCAGCCAAUCAACAGACAGCUCACUGCAAACAAGCAUGUCAAUGUCAACCACAGAACCAUCUAGCCAACUGUCAACCACUGAAGUGAUUUCAGAACAACAAACAACCACUGUUAUGUCAGUUAGUCAAACAUCUGACAUUACAGAAUACCAACCACCAUAUUGGACAAGUAAAGAAAACCAAACACCCAAUAACAUGACACCACCCAGUUGGAUGCACAACAAAGGUGGACCAUCUAGCCAACCACCAGCCGCCAAAGCAUCAGCCAAUCAAUCACCCAUCACAACAACCCGAAACAGCAAAUCAACAACUUCCAGAGAACAAGCAAACCAGUUGUCAACCAACAGUGCAUCAGUCAAUAAAGGAACGGGUGUUGUUACAAUGCCAACUGGACAAACACCAAGUAGCGCAGCAGUAGAAAGGCAGGCCCUAGAUAGAUUAACACAAACCAGCCAGUCUCCAACUACUGCAGCCCCACCUAAUCAGUCUCUAACCACACCAGUAAUGUCCAAAUCAUCUGAAAGUAACACACCAUCCAGUUCAAGGCCAACCAAAACAACAGAUCUCAAACAAUCCCAAUCACCACACAGUGCAACUGCACCAGUUCAACUUGUAAAAAAGACAAAGCACUCUAGUCAGCAAAUAGAGAGUACAAUAACACCUAAAAAGUCAUUAGGCAGUUCCCCAAAAGAAAAACAAAAACCUGCUAAAGCACCAUCCAGAAAGUCAGCACCUAAAAAGACAGGGUCUAACCAUACACCAAUAAGCACAACAAAAUCUGGACUAUCAUUGAAGAGCACAGAGCCUGUUAGCCAAACACCAGUCAGUAAAUCACCUCCCAGGAUCUUAUAUUCAGUGGGAAGUACAACAAAAUCAACCCAGUUGUCAUCCAGCCAAACACCUCUGAGCCCGUCAGCAACUUCAUCAAACCCAACAAUUCAGUCCUUUCUCACAACUACAUUUGCUAAUCAAUCUCCAGCUACUUUAGUUCCAGCUGAUAAAUCAAUGACAGGUUCAGCAACUUUGCAGCACACAUCUCAAAAUCUGAUAUUGAAUAAUCAUACCCUGCUGAAGUUGGUAAACACAGACCAGUCACUGAAUGGAUCUUUAUCACCUAAGCAACUGACAUAUGGUUCAACAACAUCGGGAAACUCAGUCAGCAGAGCCUUUUCACCAAAUGAUCAUCCAGUUAAUGUCUCGCAGCUCACCAGGCAGGCAAAGGAAGCCCUGAAGUCAUUGAAACAUAGAAUUUCAGGUAAGAUUGCAAAGGUUUGGAAGAAAGUGUGA